Messenger RNA from Aethalodelphis obliquidens (Pacific white-sided dolphin), 2617 nucleotides. It is a transcript of the gene MIPOL1, whose product is annotated as mirror-image polydactyly 1. Bases 434 to 1741 code for a protein of 435 amino acids. NCBI's taxonomy places the organism in Eukaryota, Metazoa, Chordata, Mammalia, Artiodactyla, Delphinidae. The transcript is spliced from 13 exons. The record is from RefSeq and is a predicted model, not a curated record.
CCUGCUCCGGCUUCUGCUCCCCUUGGGCCCCCUCGCGCGGCUGGCGGCUGGCUCCCUCCCCGGUCGCGGCCCGUGGGGACGUUCGCAGGCGAGCGCACCUUCCCGCACGGAAGAGCCCCGGCUGGGAGGAUCCGAGUGAGCGUCGAUUGGUUGACGUGGUGCCUGCGCGUCGGGCCUGAGAAAGUCUGGGCGAGCGCGCAGAGUCGGCUCCUGUGGCGGUGCGGGGCGCAUCUCAGCUAAUCCAAAAGUAAAUGAGGAACUUAGAAAAAGAUUGCCAACUCCAGAUCAACAUAUUUAGAGAAAAUUGGAAAGGAGAAGCUUACUACAGCUUUAUUUGAGGACUUUUUAAAGAACACAGAGUUCUAGCUGUGAGCUUCAAAUCUUGGCGCAGAAACCAGAGACGUUGCCAGAGCAAACAGGAACGGGAGUACAAAUGGACGACUGGUCAAAAGACGUAACCCAUGGUUAUCUUGAACAAGAGACCAUGGGGAGAAACAAAAGUACACAGCCAGAUGAGCAACUGCCUGUGAAUUCUAAGGGAAGCAUGCAUCAGAAAUCCAAUGAAUUAGUUAAUGAAGCUACAUGUGAGGGCAUAGAAUCGCCAGAGCAGAGAUCAAGGAAUUUUCAAGUCAUCAGUCCUCAUCUAGGUGAUGAGACAGCUUACUGCACUACAGAAAAGUCCAAUUUUCUUUAUUACAGCAUUAUGGAACAUAGAAAUAAUGAUUUGCAUUACAAAUGUAUGAUUCCUUGUCAAGUUACUUCAGACUUAAAUAAAGAGGAGACAAUAGGAUUGCUUCUCAAAGAAUUGGACAUUCUCAAAGCAAGCAAUAAAAAGCUUCAAGAAAAACUGACUAAAGAAGAUGAAGAACAGAGAAAACUAAAGCUUAAAUUGGAACUCCAAGAAAAAGCAACAGAAGCUCAAAUUGCUGAAAAAACAGCAGCUCUGGUUGAAGAGGUGUAUUUUGCACAGAGAGAACGUGAUGAAGCUAUUAUGUCUCGACUGCAGUUAGCCAAUGAGGAGAGAGAUGAAGCAAUUGCACGAUCCAAGCAUAUGGAAAUGUCUCUAAAACUGCUAGAAAAUAUUAACCCUGAAGAAAAUGACAUGACAUUACAGGAAUUACUGAACAGAAUAAACAAUGCAGACACAGGGAUAGCUAUUCAGAAGAAUGGAGCUAUAAUUGUGGAUAGAAUCUACAAGACCAAGGAAUGUAAAAAGAGAAUAACUGCAGAAGAAAUGAAUGCAGUGAUUGAAGAACGGGAUGCUGCUUUGUCUCAGUGCAAACGGCUAGAGCAGGAGCUUCAUCAUCUGAAAGAGCAGAACCAGACUUCAGCAAACAACAUGAGACAUCUGACUGCUGAAAACAAUCAAGAACGUGCUCUGAAGGCAAAGUUGUUAGCUAUGCAACAAGCCAGAGAAACUGCAGUUCAACAAUACAAAAAACUGGAAGAAGAAAUCCAGACACUUCGAGUUUACUACAGUUUACACAAAUCUUUAUCCCAAGAAGAAAAUCUGAAGGAUCAGUUUAACCAUACCCUUAAUACCUAUGAAGAAGCUUUAAAAAGUAGAGAGAACAUUGUUUCCAUCACUCAACAACAAAAUGAUGAAUUAGCUACCCAACUGCAGCAAGCUCUGACAGAUCGAGCAAACAUGGAAUUAGAGCUUCAGCACACCAUCGAGGCCUCCCGAGCAGCCAAUGACAAAGUUCAGAACUGUGAGAAGAAUGUGGCUAAGGCCCAAUAGUCAUUCUUGAGUAGAGCUGGCAAAGGAAACCAUGAGGAGAAGAGAAUUUAACACAUGGGUGUAAGAGAGUACGGCUUCAUUGAUGCGAUCUGAGGGGAAUGCCUAAUGACUGAAAGAAUCAAACUUGGCAAUGAAAACACAAAGCUCUUUUCAUCAAUUCAAACACAGACUCUAAAGCUGCAGAUGGUCACCUCCAGCCUUGUCUAUUCAGUGUGAGGUUUUAUAAAAUGGCACUUUGGUGAAUACUAAUAGAUCAAAACAAAGAUUUAAUAACGUAAAGAUGUGGUGUUCAUUUUUAAAUGAGUAUACAGGUCAGUGUCUCAGAAAAGGAUAAAAAGAGUACCUUUUAUAUGUGGGUCUAAAGUCUUUUUGUUAUUUUUCAACUUCAAAAAUAAAUGACAAACGUACAGAUUGUGUUUUAUGGAAAACAGUUUACAUUAUGAAAAAGAGACCAAAAUCAGAGUUUAUAUUUACACUCAUUGAUUUCACAGGUUUUGUUUGAGGACUCUCAGUUUAUAACAUCUGUUAAUGUUUUCAUGAAGCUCACUUGAUAGGACAAAUAUAUGUUGCCAUUCUCAAAGAUGAAUCAAUCUAAUUAAAAAUUUAGGCCAAAAUAUUUUAUAAUUGGAAUAGAAUUUUUUUCUUGCCUUUUUUAGAAAAUGCAAAGACUCAUUGUUUAGUACAAAGGAAGCCUUUGAGCUUCAAUGCAGUCUUGAAAUUACAUUUUUGGUACUUUGCAUUUGAUUUUCUAAGAUUUUAUAAAUUCAUACUAAUUGUAUAUAUAUUCAAAAGUAAUUCAUUAUAUUCAACUUGUUACUUAUGCUUACAUAACUGAAUCUUACUUUAAAUUAAAAUAUGGGGUAUUUUUCCAGAAUA